AGUCAAGCCGUGAGGCCUUCUGGGAGGUGUUGUGUUGUGGAACGUCCGUUGGGAGGCAGACGCGGUGGGGUGGUUCGACGUUGCCAGCGCCUGGCCCGGGCCUUCCUCGGGUCUCCUUCAUCCAUCCUCUCGGAAACUGCGCGCUAGAUGUGCAUUCGGGCGUUUCCGGCAGGUCUGUCUUUUAUGAGAGUAUAUAGCCGGCCUUUUAUCGUGUUUGACUGUUAUUAUAAUAGGUCAGUUCUAUUCAGUAUGGGAGUGGUGUAUGAAGGACAUGGAUACCAGAAGACAGUGAUCAUUGGGGGCCACCUUGGAGUCUGGUUCCCAUAGGGAUCCAUUGAGAAGACAUCUGGUAAACUGAAUUUAUAUCAUAAGUCCACAGGUCCUAGCUCCACAAAGAUAAAACAAAUCAUUGAUGGGAAGACAAAGCCCUGAAGAACAUAUAUCUAUAAUGGAUGGAGACCUUCUGACCUGAAACCUCCCAUAGAAGCUGAGGAGUCCUGAGAUAAAGUAAACACUGAAAUUGCUGGACCUGCAUCCUGCCUUAAUCCCUCUGCCUAGAGUGGGAAAGACCUGAAUGACAUCUCAGCCUUUGGAGAUCAGCAGUGGCUGUGUGACAGUGGAACGUUUAACCCAGAUGAUGGAAAGGAGAGCGUGGUGUUCUCCAGACUCUGCCCUUUUCAAGGAAGAAGAGGAUAUGACCAGUUCUCUUGAAAGAGUAACAUUUAAGGAUGUGGCUGUGGACCUCACUCAGGAGGAGUGGCAGCAAAUGAAACCUGCUCAGAGGAACUUGUACCGUGAUGUGAUGCUGGAGAACUACAGCAACCUAGUCACAGUGGGCUGUCAAGUCACCAAACCAGAAGUGAUCUUCAAGUUGGAGCAGGAAGAGGAGCCAUGGGUAGUAGAAGAAGAAAUGCUUGGGAGGCAUUGUCCAGAAGUUUGGGAAGUUGAUGAACAGCUCAAGAAGCAACAGGAAACACAUGUGAGGAAAGUCACAUCCAUCUCCAAGGAAACUCUAAUUAAGGAAAAUGUCAUUGAAUAUAAAAAUGUUGCAAAAAUAUUUCCUCUGAGCACAGACAUUGUUACUUCAAGACAAAACUUCUACAAAUGUGACUCACUUGAUAAAGGUUUUGAACAUACUUUAGACUUACUUAGUUAUGAGAAAAGCUGUAUAAGAGAGGGAAAUUACGAAUGUAAUAAGUAUAGGAAACCAUUUUACCAUUGCUCAACUCACGUUGUAACCUCCUUUAAGUGUGCUCAAUGUGGGCAGGACUUUAGUCAUAAAUUUGAUCUUAUCAGACAUGAGAGAAUUCAUGCUGGAGAGAAACCCUAUGAAUGUAAGGAAUGUGGGAAAGCUUUCAGCAGAAAGGAAAAUCUUAUUACACAUCAGAAAAUUCAUACUGGGGAAAAACCAUAUAAGUGUAAUGAAUGUGGAAAAGCUUUCAUUCAGAUGUCAAACCUUAUUAGACACCAGAGAAUUCAUACCGGAGAGAAACCUUAUGCAUGUAAGGAUUGUUGGAAGGCCUUCAGUCAGAAGUCAAAUCUCAUUGAACAUGAGAGAAUUCAUACUGGAGAAAAACCCUAUGAAUGUAGGGAAUGUGGAAAAGCCUUCAGCCAGAAGCAAAAUCUUAUUGAGCAUGAGAAAAUUCAUACUGGGGAGAAACCUUAUGCAUGUAAUGAGUGUGGUAGAGCUUUUUCUCGAAUGUCAUCUGUUAAUCUACAUAUGAGAAGUCACACAGGGGAGAAACCCUAUAAAUGUAAUAAAUGUGGAAAAGCCUUCUCUCAAUGCUCAGUAUUUAUUAUACAUAUGAGAAGUCAUACAGGUGAGAAACCCUAUGUAUGUAGUGAAUGUGGGAAAGCAUUCUCUCAGAGUUCAUCCCUUACUGUACAUAUGAGAAAUCAUACAGCUGAGAAGCCCUAUGAAUGUAAUGAAUGUGGAAAAGCCUUCAGCCGGAAAGAAAAUCUCAUUACACAUCAGAAAAUUCAUACUGGAGAGAAACCUUAUGAAUGUAAUGAAUGUGGGAAAGCUUUUAUUCAGAUGUCAAACCUCAUUCGACACCAGAGAAUUCAUACUGGUGAAAAACCCUAUGCGUGUACAGUAUGUGGGAAAGCCUUUAGUCAGAAAUCAAAUCUCACUGAACAUGAGAAAAUUCAUACUGGAGAGAAACCCUAUCAUUGUAAUCAAUGUGGAAAAGCUUUCAGUCAGAGACAAAACCUUCUUGAGCAUGAAAAAAUUCAUACUGGAGAGAAACCAUUUAAGUGUAAUGAAUGUGGUAAAGCUUUCUCUCGAAUCUCAUCCCUUACUCUUCAUGUUAGAAGUCAUACAGGGGAGAACCUUAUGAAUGUAAUAAAUGCGGAAAAGCCUUCUCUCAAUGCUCAUUACUUAUUAUACAUAUGAGAAGUCACACUGGUGAGAAACCCUUUGAAUGUAAUGAAUGUGGGAAAGCCUUCUCUCAAAGAGCAUCCCUUUCUAUACACAAGAGAGGUCAUACAGGUGAGAAACGAAGAGUAUACUAAAUGAAUAAAGGCCUUCUCUUAAAUUCAAUGCAAUUUUUACUUGACUUUAAAAUAUCUUGGCAUAAUCUCCAAAACAUGAACAAGAUCUUUAUGAAAAAAUUGUAAAGCUUUAUCAAAGGCAAAAGACGUGAGUAAAUGCAGAGAAAUACCAUGGAUGUAGAUGGAAAAACCCAAUAUCAUAAAAUGUCUGUUCUUCCCCCAAAUUAACCUAUAGACCUAAUACAGUUACAAACAUCUAAUAGGAAUUUUCUAGGAUCUUUACAAAAUGGUUCUAAAAUUCUUAUGAAAUAAGUCUAUGGAUUGCUGAAACAAUAUUGAAAAAGAAUAGAGCAGACAUACCUUCUACCAUAUACUACACAUAUUAUGAAGUUAUGGUCAUAAAAUGGUGUCUGGUAUUAGUAUAUUAAUGGGCAAGUAAAAAGGUUUUACAGAAUAGAAUGCCUAGAAGUAAACCAAUGAAUAUAUGCGAACUUGGUGUAUAUUAGGCACGACACCAUGAAUCAGUAGGAGAAUGAUGGCCUAGUUAAUAAAAAUUGUUGGAGUAUUUUAAUCUCCAUAUUAGGGAAAAUAAAACUGUACACAACCUUACAACAUAUAAAGAAACAGAAUUCCAAAAGAUUUGAACACUGAAAUCUCAAAGGCCAAACUGAACUUCUUGGGAGGAAAUAGCAGGAUAUUCUCUAUGACUUUAAAGCAGGGAGACAGUUUUUAAAAAGAUCCUGCAGUUCUACUUUUGGAUAUACUUCCUAAAGAAAUUCACAAAUAUGCAUAAUAAAUAAAUAUAUAUAUAUAUAUCUGGAUUGAAAAUCUAUAUAUGGAAGAGGUAAUGAUGAAUAAAAUGUGAUACGCUCAAAUAAUGGAAUGUUGAAAGUAAUGAACUUGAUCUAUAUUGUAUAACUUGAGUAGUUAUCUAAAAUAAUGUUGAGUGAAAAAGUCAAGAUCCAGAGGAAACAUAGUGUAUAACAUUCAUGUAAAUUGGAAUGAAAUCAUUCACAAAAAAUAGAACUAUGUUUUUAUUAUUGAAAUGUGUAUGUAGAACUAUCUUAAGUGCAUUAAAAUGGACAUAUACCAAAUUAUUGAUAGUGUUGUCUCUGGCAGGAGAUUAGGAUUAAAGGUGUUGAUCAAAGGGGACUUUUAGCUUUACUUGUAAUUUUUAUGCCUUAAAAAAAGAUUGAUAACAUAUAAAAUAAAUCUUAAAAGUUGAUGCACAAUGGUGA
Molecule: messenger RNA, 3731 nt
Organism: Sus scrofa (pig)
Lineage: Eukaryota; Metazoa; Chordata; Mammalia; Artiodactyla; Suidae
Gene: ZNF568
Product: zinc finger protein 568
Biological process (GO): negative regulation of transcription by RNA polymerase II; regulation of immune system process; regulation of cytokine production
Cellular component (GO): nucleoplasm
Molecular function (GO): DNA-binding transcription repressor activity, RNA polymerase II-specific; RNA polymerase II cis-regulatory region sequence-specific DNA binding
Source: RefSeq, a predicted model, not a curated record